UUUUUUUUUUGCUCGCCAUUUUGGGGGUAGCUCUUGUCGCUCAGUCGCAGUCAAGUCGAGUCUCUGGCCGUUCGAGAUGAUAUCCCUGCGAGCCGUGAGGAGUCUAGCCCGCGCCCUCCCGCGCACCGCUCCUCUGCUGCCCCGAGCCGUCGCUCCAUCCCUAUCAACUCAGAGUCACAGAUAUGCCAGCGGAGGCCCGACCUCGGCCGAGGUGUCGUCCAUUCUGGAGCAGAGGAUCAUGGGUUUCUCUGAAAAGGCUCAGCUGGAGGAGACAGGCCGUGUGCUCACCAUUGGAGACGGAAUUGCUCGUGUAUAUGGCCUCAAGAACAUUCAGGCUGAGGAGAUGGUGGAAUUUUCAAGUGGACUCAAGGGUAUGGCUCUGAAUCUCGAGCCGGACAACGUUGGUGUGGUGGUGUUUGGUAACGACAAGUUGAUCAAGGAGGGGGACGUCGUUAAGAGGACGGGGGCAAUCGUCGAUGUCCCAGUCGGUCGAGGGAUCCUCGGGAGAGUCGUCGAUGCCCUCGGCAACCCCAUCGAUGGGAAGGGCCCACUGGAUACGACGCAGCGUGCCCGAGUGGGGACGAAGGCUCCCAGUAUUAUUCCCAGGAUCUCGGUGCGGGAGCCGAUGCAGAGCGGAAUCAAGGCUGUGGACAGUCUGGUUCCCAUUGGCAGAGGUCAGAGAGAGCUCAUCAUCGGAGACAGACAGACCGGUAAGACUGCUAUUGCCAUAGACACAAUCAUCAACCAGAAGAGGUUCAACGAUGGCGACGACGAGAGGAAGAAGCUCUACACCAUCUACGUCGCCAUCGGACAGAAGAGGAGUACCGUUGCCCAGAUCGUGAAGAGACUCAGCGAUAGUGAUGCCAUGAAGUACACGAUUGUGGUGAGCGCCACGGCGUCAGACGCAGCCCCCCUCCAGUACCUGGCCCCCUACUCUGGCUGUGCCAUGGGAGAGUACUUCAGAGACAACGGAAUGCACGCUCUCAUCAUUUACGACGACCUCUCAAAGCAGGCUGUGGCAUACCGUCAGAUGUCACUGCUACUGAGACGACCUCCGGGUCGCGAGGCAUACCCUGGCGACGUCUUCUACCUCCACUCUCGUCUGCUGGAGAGAGCCGCAAAGAUGAACGAGGAUUACGGCGGGGGAUCACUCACUGCUCUACCCAUCAUUGAGACACAGGCUGGAGAUGUGUCAGCCUACAUCCCCACCAACGUCAUCUCCAUCACAGACGGUCAGAUAUUUCUGGAGACGGAGCUGUUCUACAAGGGUAUCCGACCGGCCAUCAACGUCGGUCUUUCUGUUAGUCGUGUGGGCUCUGCUGCUCAGAUCAAGGCAAUGAAACAGGUCAAAUCCACUUAUUUACUGACUAGCCUAGUCAUCCAUUCUCUGCCGCUCAAAAAUGUGCAUGUGUGAGCAUAAUUAGAUGCGCUAUUUCCACCAACCAAGAGAGACUCUAUUGUUCCGCAGGUUGCUGGCUCCAUGAAGCUGGAGUUGGCCCAGUAUCGUGAAGUGGCUGCAUUUGCUCAGUUUGGCUCCGAUCUCGACGCAUCCACCCAGUCUCUCCUCAACCGUGGAGUGAGACUAACAGAGCUCCUCAAGCAGGGACAGUAUUUACCAAUGGCCAUUGAAGAUCAGGUGGUGUCCAUCUAUGCUGGUGUGAGGGGUCAUCUGGACAAGCUGGACCCGUCAAAAGUCACUGCGUUCGAGAAAUCCUUCCUCCAGCACAUGAAAUCCUCUCACCAGCCUCUCCUGGACACCGUCCGCACAGAGGGUCAGAUCUCUGAAGCAACGGAGGAGAAAUUGAAGAGCAUCGUAACGUCCUUCAUGGAGUCUUUCGAUGGCAGGCAGUCUUAGGGAGAGCUGACCGACCAGCUACACAUCUAGUCUUAGCUCAUUCUCUAUGUAACUGUGGUUUAGGUAUCGUUAGCUUAUGUUAUGGCAGCCUUGCAGUGCGUGUACGUUCGAGCACUGCCUCACUAUUCUAAUAGCUCCCGCUGCAUUGUUGUGGAGCCGAUAUUGUGUACAGGUGGUUGGCAUUAAUUGGAAAUUUUGACCGGCUCAAAAAAGAGAGUGCGCGCGUGCGGUAGUAAGUGCGCAUGCGCUGGUUUGCGAGUGUGGUGGAUGCAGAUUGACGGUGGAGUGCAGUCCUGCCAGUCUAUCAAUGCGG
Geodia barretti is the source of this 2168-nucleotide messenger RNA. NCBI's taxonomy places the organism in Eukaryota, Metazoa, Porifera, Demospongiae, Tetractinellida, Geodiidae. The record is from the annotation of a GenBank genome assembly.